This is a messenger RNA of Chara braunii, 1975 nucleotides long. The record is from the annotation of a GenBank genome assembly. Lineage: Eukaryota; Viridiplantae; Streptophyta; Charophyceae; Charales; Characeae.
GAUGUUUGAGGACCCCUCAAAGGCGAUAUAUGUAGACUUCUUGAAGCAGAUUCGAAAUCAGUUGGAGAGAAGACCCGGUGUUAUCCUUCCCUAUAUACGAAAGAGAAUGUGCUACCAAUGUAAGGAAGAAACAAAAGCUCAGGAGCAAAAAAUACUGAAAAGAAGAGUUGGAGAGGAAGAAAAGCCAAAAACUGGGAGAGCAAGCACUGCCGAUGAAUGUCCUGCUGGCAUGUUGGAACUCCAUCUGCAUGGAGAGACCUCACAAUACCUUGGUCCAUUGCUCGCACUGGGUGUGCUUCCAAUUACCAUAUUUGAUGACAUGUGCUUGAGAGAUUUGUAUGGUGAUCUGGCUAAUGAUCUUCAAGAUCACCGUAAGAUUUGUCAAGUUUUGCAGCAGCAGCAGCAGCAGCAGCGGAAGGAGGAAGCAAUGGCUAGUGGCAGCGAUGAAGCUAACGUUGAAUCUUGGCUCCUGGGCUGUGGGGUCUUAUGGAAUAGCAGCAAUGAGGACAUCAGCAUAGCCAGGCUGCUUCUGAUGAGGAUGUUCUCUCCCAAGGAAGAUGGAGUAAUUCGCAAGUUCGCUGCAGAAAUUUUUGGCUGUCUGAACCCAAGGGUGACUUUGCCUCUUCUCACAUAUCAUCUGGCACAUGCAGUCAGGCAUCUGAGCUCUCUGAGGGCAAGAGCUUGCCUGUUCGCGAUCUGUACAGCUUUGAUGGUCAGGGGUGGAGAUGCACUCUUGCACCCUUGGAUAGGACUGAUCCAGCGGCUGACAAUGAGGAUCUUACUUUGGCCUCUGGCGAGUGGUGGAGAAAGUGGACGAGAUCCUCAAAAGGAAGCACAUGCUGCAAUGGACCUCUUUGCUGUUAUCAUUCGCAUUGAGGCUAUGGUGGCUCAUGCAAAAGCAAAGACAGCACAGGUUGAAUAUGCUCACAAAAGCGAAGGAUCUCCAGAAGACCCCAAUACAAAGGCUGAUUCAACAGAGGAAAGGCGAGGGAUGCAGAAUGGGGUGCUGGAGACCAUCCUCGAUUACGUCACAGGGCUAUCAUCAGUCCCACCAUUCACUGGCGCUCUCACAGAGGCAGUUGAUCCCCCUAUGCAGGUCGAUUCGCCGCCUACCCCCAGCUUGAGACAGGGAUCUCCACCGUGCAGUGUGGCAGCAGAAACAGCUGAGGCCUUAAUAACCGAAGAGAGUUUCUCUCUGGAUAUUCGGAGGUGGUUUGUUGGUGUGGUUGUGAACGCUUGUGAGAAAGCGGAAGAAAACAGCAGGCCUAUGUUCGCAGCUCGACUUGUUCCGCAUCUUCUUCACUCUAUACAGACCUGUGAAGCAGCUGUUGUUCGAGAGCACUGCCUCCUUAUGGUGGUUGCUGCAGGCUACAACCUGAAGGCGCAGUCACUGUUGCCCUUUGCCGAAGAUCUGAUGGACGUGGCAAUGUCAAGAAUGGUCAGCAGAAAGUCCUCAGAGGAGCGUAUGCAGGCCACUCGGCUGUUGGGUGUACUACUUUCGGGAGAGGAGCAAAUUCUUUGCAAAAUUUUGCCAAAGCUGCUGAAGGCACGCCAAGCACUACAAUCCAUUCUCGAGAUGAAUCCAUCUCCAAUGCUUCGUGAUCUUUGCGAACAGUUGCUCGCAUGCCUCUCAUAAGGCCAAGGGAGUUUCUUCAUAGUCUUCUUUUUUUUGUUCGGAAAACCAGUUAUUUGUUGCAAUCUGUAUGGUUUGUCUAAGUUUGCUGGGUAUGUCUAAUUUUAGUAAUUUGACUAUUCCUUCUUCACCACAAUGAUUUCAGAGGUGAAUCUUUGUAGGGUUAUUUCUUUUUGGCCCUUUUGGGAUGUUUGCCUCUGUACACUCUCUACCUAUCCCACUUGUCCAAGGCAGUUUCGGAGUAUCCUCCCUCACCUCCUCUCCCUCCCCCUAUCUUCUUUUUUUUCCUUUUUUCUGGCCAUCCUGUUCAGCAAUACUAAGUAGUAAAUACUCUCUUUAAGU